Messenger RNA from Trematomus bernacchii (emerald rockcod), 1570 nucleotides. It is a transcript of the gene glrx3, whose product is annotated as glutaredoxin 3. The transcript has a single exon. Lineage: Eukaryota; Metazoa; Chordata; Actinopteri; Perciformes; Nototheniidae. Bases 36 to 1013 code for a protein of 325 amino acids. The record is from RefSeq and is a predicted model, not a curated record.
GGCGACACCGGAAGCGCAACAAAUAGGAAGGAAAAAUGGCGAAUCUCGUGGAGGCGACAACAAAUCAGCAGUUUAAGGAUAUCUUAGCCAAAGCUGGAAAAUGCCUGACUGUAGUGCACUUCCAGGCAGCAUGGGCUCCUCAGUGCGGCCAAAUGAACGAAGUGAUGGCCGUGCUGGCGAAGGAACACACGCACACCACGUUUGUGAAGCUGGAGGCAGAGGCGGUCCCGGAGGUGUCAGAGAAGUAUGAAAUCGCUUCUGUGCCCACUUUCCUUUUCUUCAAGGGAGGGGAGAAAGUAGACCGCCUGGACGGUGCCCAUGCUCCGGAGCUGACCAAGAAGGUAGAACGCCUGGCAGUUGCCGGAAGUGCUGCUGCAGGGGUGGAAAGCGGCACCACGGACCUGAACCAGCGGCUGAAGAAGCUGAUCAACGCGGCGCCCUGCAUGCUCUUCAUUAAAGGAUCCUCGCAGGAGCCCCGCUGCGGAUUCAGCCGACAGAUAGUGGGCCUGCUGAAGGAGCACAACAUCCAGUUCAGCACCUUCGACAUCCUUUCCGACGAGGAGGUCCGACAAGAGCUGAAGACCUACUCCAACUGGCCCACCUACCCUCAACUGUAUGCGAAUGGAGAGUUGGUCGGAGGGCUGGAUAUAGUGAAGGAGCUGGCUGAGUCUGGAGAGCUGGAGAACACCUGUCCAAAGGCUGUCACCCUGGAGCACCGUCUGAAAAUCAUCAUCAACCAGAGCCCAGUCAUGGUGUUCAUGAAGGGCAACAAGGAGGCUGCAAAAUGUGGCUUCAGCAGGCAGACACUGGAGCUUAUGAACGACACCGGGGUAGAUUAUAACACAUUUGAUAUUCUGCAGGAUGAAGAGGUGCGUCAGGGGCUCAAGACCUAUUCUAACUGGCCAACCUACCCCCAACUCUACGUGAAAGGAGAACUGAUCGGAGGUUUGGACAUACUGAAGGAGCUGAAGGAGAGUGGAGAGCUGGUGUCAGUGCUGAAGGGGGAAUCCUAGAUGGAUUUGACAUGCCAUCUGCAAGGGGGGAACAACAAGCCACUGCACAUGCCCAGCAUCGACCCUGUGCCACUGAUCUAAUAUACAGAGGGCCAGGAAAUGAAUGAAUUAAUCCAUUUAUGAAAAUAAAUAUUAGAACCAAAUCUGUUGUAGCAUUUAGAUACGUUUGUGUUCUACUAAAGGCCAACAUUGAAAAUGCAGUUAAUCAUUAUUGAGUGAAAUGUUUAAAGGUAAAUCUUAAUUUACAAAUCCCUCUCUGACAUAAGGUAAAUGCACUGAGAACGGCCUACUUUAGAACAUAUUAUCUGCAAUUAGUUUUUAGGUUACAUCUAACCUUCCAGUAUUCACAGACUCACACGAGAAUGGAUUUAUAUUUAAUAAAACAUUAUUUACCCAGCCUCUGACUUUUCAUGCCUUCCUCUCCACCUUUAUUUUAUUUAAGACAGAAAAACUGUGUCUAACUACAUUCAAUAUCACUCUGGUUUAAACACUUAGAAUUAACUCUAGGUGGCACAUACUUCAUCAAUAAUAUUAUGAAUAAAAAAAUAAGAAAAACC